CAACAUUCAUAAAAAAAAAUCCUCUCUUUUCUCUUUUUAUCACCCAUCCUUGGUUUCCACUUGAAAGAAAAAAUGGGUUCUUGUUCUAAUGUUGUUUCGAUGUCUUUAAUGGCUUGUUUGGUCAUGAACUCCUUGGUAUCCGUCGCCUACGGUGGCGACUUUUACCAGGAUUUCGACCUGACAUGGGGUGACAGAAGGGGCAAGAUUUUUAACGGCGGUAAGCUCUUGUCCUUGUCCUUGGACAGGGUUUCGGGGUCUGGUUUUCAGUCCAAGAAAGAGUAUUUGUUCGGGAGAAUCGACAUGCAGCUCAAGCUCGUCUCCGGCAACUCCGCUGGCACGGUCACGGCUUACUACUUGUCUUCUCAAGGGCCAACCCACGAUGAGAUCGACUUCGAAUUCUUGGGGAAUCUUAGUGGUGACCCCUACAUAUUGCACACAAAUGUGUACACACAAGGCAAAGGGAACAGAGAACAACAAUUUUAUCUAUGGUUUGACCCGUCAAGGAACUUCCACACCUAUUCCAUCAUUUGGAAGCCACAGCACAUCAUAUUCUUGGUGGACAACACUCCCAUCCGAGUGUUCAAAAACGCCGAGGCGAUCGGAGUGCCGUUCCCCAAGAGCCAGCCCAUGAGGAUCUACUCGAGCUUGUGGAACGCCGACGAUUGGGCCACGAGGGGCGGGUUGGUGAAGACCGAUUGGACGAAGGCACCCUUCACCGCAUACUACCGGAACUUCAAUGCCAACAAGGCUUGUGUUUGGUCGGGGACAGGUUCGUCUUGCGGCAAGACGAACUCGGUCUCCGACGGUGCUUGGGAAACGACCGAGCUCGAUGCCCCCGGGAGGCGGAGAUUGAGAUGGGUUCAAAAAUACUUCAUGAUUUACAACUAUUGCACCGAUUUGAAGCGUUUCCCUCAGGGUGUUCCGCCCGAGUGUAAACGGAGGGCCUAAAAGGAACUUUUGUCAUAUUCUUUUAUGUUUUCUUCUACGUGAUCAAGUUGAACUCAACUUGAUGCUUGGGGGUCGAAUAAGUUAUUAAUAUUCUUUGUUUUCAUCCAUCUUUUUUUUUCCUUUCAAUUUCUGGUUCUAAUUUAAUGAUUUUGUGGUGUUGAAAAUAGCUGUAAAUCCUCUGUUUCUGGUAAUAAAUUCUUCAUGCUUCGAAUAUCAAAA
This is a messenger RNA of Hibiscus syriacus, 1167 nucleotides long. Its product is annotated as xyloglucan endotransglucosylase/hydrolase 2-like. The transcript has 3 exons. The record is from RefSeq and is a predicted model, not a curated record. Lineage: Eukaryota; Viridiplantae; Streptophyta; Magnoliopsida; Malvales; Malvaceae. Gene Ontology annotation, molecular function: xyloglucan:xyloglucosyl transferase activity; hydrolase activity, hydrolyzing O-glycosyl compounds. Bases 73 to 948 code for a protein of 291 amino acids. Gene Ontology annotation, cellular component: apoplast; cell wall. Gene Ontology annotation, biological process: cell wall biogenesis; xyloglucan metabolic process.